CCGACAUUCGGUAGUACACGACCGUAACGCGGAGUAACCGGCCGCAUCAGCAGCACCGAAGACGUCGACGACGACGACGACGACGACAACGACCAUCACGACGAAAACCACCGCGCGAUGACCGGCGCCGCCGCCGCUAGAUUUUUCACGGUCCAAUAAGACACCACGCAGCAGUCGUUGUAUUUUCGCAGCCACUGGCCACUGGCCACCUCCAUACCGCCGAGUCGACUUUGUUCCGAUCUUGCUGCAGCUCGACAUCGACUCGUCUCGUAUACCUAUAUGAGCGCCGAUCGAGGCAAAGGUCGACAAAUCCCCACGAUGGCCACCGCAGCCACAGAACCGUGCCGCCGGCGGCCGCCGAUGACGAACAGAACGACGCGGACGGUGGCGGCCGUCAUCGCGCUGGCCGCCGCCGUCGUCUGCGCGGCCGCUACCGGCGCGUCGGCCAUAACGACGAAACCGUCUGCGACGGCCGUCAUCAGGACCACUUUGCAGAUAUCGCCGCCGGCCGACGACAAGACAACGGCAAAGCCGGAAAACCGUCAACAAGUGCACCAGCCGUCGUUUGCCGCACGCUAUUGGCAGCAACGUGACAUCGGCAACGGACCGUCCUUGCUGCACGUCGAUGACGACGACUAUUCCGUACAGCAACCGCCGCACAAGCUCUCGGCUGUCCAGCAGACGCACAUACUCGACGACAUCCGUCGGCACAACCAGGAACAGCAGUGGUGGACGGCACCGGGAACGGCAUCGACGGUACCGUCGUCGACGGCGAACAUCCCGAUGGAGGACAGUGGCGACCAGCACCAAGAUUCGGCGGUCGACCAGCUGCAGCAGCUGUUGCAGAUCAACGGCGUGGCCGCAGACGAUGACGAUGCAGCCGCAGACAAUCCGGAAGACGACCGUCAUGGCAAACAGAGGUCUAUCGGCGGCGGAGGUGGUGCAGUUGUUGGUUGGCAACCACAGUCACCGCAGCAGUACAACAAUCACAACAGACAGCAGCAACCGUCCUUAUCGCCUCCGGUGACGACAGUUUCAUACAGCCAUCAGCACAGUCAGAAUCAGCAACAACAGCAGCAAUACUAUCCUACGACGUUAGCAGGCCCUACAAUACAACAACAACAACAGCACCACCAACAUUACGUCCAUCGUCCGCAGAAGCAGCAGCAGCAGCAGCAGCAGCAGCAGCAGAUCUUCGUAACGACGCCUCCGUCGUCCGUGGUUUCUACGACUUCCAUCAAUAAUCAGCAUCGGCACGUCCACCAGCACCAGCAGUACAUACCACUGCAGGGUGUGCAGCCGGUACAGCAACCACAACCGCAAUAUUACCCCCAACCACAGCCACCGGCGUUACAGGUUCCCGUGGCCGCCAACAUCGGAGACAGCGACAACGACGACCAGAGAGGUGGUGGUGGGUUGGACGCGGACAUCGAACAGCAGAUCCGUCAGCAAUUGACGGCGGUCGUGGGUGCCGGCGGUGGAAAUUAUACGGUACUCACUUCGGCAGGCGGCGAUGGCGGUGUUAACCAUAGGUUGACACAGCAUUUCACCGGAUCGGCGUCCAACGACAAUGCUCAGUACGUGAAGAUCGGCGGCGGUGGUUCCGGUACCGGAUCAUCACCGUCACGAAAUCGGUUACAGCAACAGCAAGAUACGAGUGCGAUAUUCGCGGGCGCAGCAUCGCCCAAUGUCGGUGGUACCGUCAACACGGCCAGCGGUGGCCGGAACACGAUCGUCAAAACGGUUGUGAUCCGACAGAAGCCGCAGCCCGCUGCCGCCCCACCGGCCGUCUCGCCGCCGGCAGCCCCUGUUAUGAGUGCGGCACCAUCGCAGCCCUGGACGGUUAGCGAACAGCAGCAACUAGAACAGCUAGCCCGGCAAGUGCUGCCACCCGGCGUCGCACAGUACGAAAUAAUUCGCGCCGGAGGCGUGGACGGCGGUGCCGCUGCCAAGAACGGCGGUGACGCAGCGACUGCGGCUACGGUCGACAGCGGCGCAGCGUAUGCAGAGCAACAAGCGGUUGCGGCUGGUGGCAAAAAGAAACCGGUGACGUUUGUCAUCCUGGAGGAACGACCGGACGGCACCGUGCGCGUGCGCGGGAUUGAGAAAAAGCAGCACGGAGGCGCCCCGUCCGACGGCAGUGACGCGGCGGCCGACGUGGCCGGCACGUCUGCGGUGGCCGACGACGAACAGCUCCAGCAGCUAGUGGACAAGCUGAACCGGGGCGAACUCAGGCUGCCCUCGGGUGGCUCACCAACACCGUCGUCCAAGACUAGUGCACAGGACAGCGCGGCGGUGGCCAGUACCACUGCCUCGACACCUCUUCCGGCGUACGUUUCGCCGUUCCCGUCUACCGUACAGCCUCAAUCAACGUUGGUGACCGGCGGUAUCGGCGUUAGCACCAACAAGCGCCGUGAACCAGCCCCGACGUCAUACUUUCCCACCAAGGCCCCACAAACCACUACCACCGCGCUACAUCAGCACCAAUACCAAAACUUUUUCCUCCCUACCGCCGUACCGACCGAAGCUGUAGCCGUUGCAACUACUACCGGACAACAACAGCAGCAACAGCAGAACAAGUAUCACCACCAUCAGCACCAACACCAGCAACAGCACCAACAGCAACAACAACAAUUUUAUACACCACCAACAAUUACCACGUCAGCGUCUUAUACUACACCGCUGGUAAAUUCAACUUUGUCAUACUUCAACAACAACAACAACAACAACAAUAACAACAAAGCCGUGAAAGAAGGCAUGUUUAGUGGGGCUCUUCGUCGCCGUGGCUACUACGCAAUGGCCAAAUACAUGCGACAAGCCGGUGUGGACGCUGUGCUCGAAGAGACCGGCCCGUUUACUGUAUUCGUACCGACGGACAAGGCAUUCAGAGCACUAUUAGUGCAGCUGGGCGGCCCCGAUCGUGCCGAAGACAAGUUCCGUGAAAACCCACGUUUGCUGAUCGGGCUUUUGUUGCAUCAUGUCGUGCCUGGAGCAUUUAGGGCGUCUGAUUUGAUGGCAGGAGACGAAAUGACCGGCGUCAGUUUAGCGGGCACACAACUUCGUGCGAAUUUGUACGCCCGACAGCUAUACGAUAACCGAUGGAACGACAUAGAAGUGCUUACUGUCAACGGUGCCCGAGUGUUGGACGACGUCAAUCCAACGGCGUCUUCCGCAGUUAACGAUGGCUCUACUUCCGACGACGGUAGCGCCGGGCCCACGCAGCAGCGUAGGGAUAUGGUGUUGUCGUCAAGCGGAAGUGGAGGAGGAAGCAAUCAACAACAGAUCAUGGCUAUUGGGCAUGCAGUUGACCGCGUAUUAUUCCCACUGCCGGUCGGUGACGUACUUGCCACCAUGAGAGCCGACAGGCAGCGAAGGUACAACGUAUUUUUGCGAGCUGUGGACGAGCACUGUUCGCCCACCGUGCGAUCGCUACUCACUGGUUCAAGAACUGUGACAGUGUUUGCGCCUGUAGACGAAGCUUUCCGCGUACGCCGUGGUUCGGGAAAUUAUAGCACGAGUAGCAGUAGUGGUUCAAUAAUCGAUUGGAUGCUUCACGAGGACACCAGUAGCAGGUUCAAAAAGCGAAAUCGUCGGCGGAUUGCUGACCGGUUCGUGCUCAGCCACGUGGUGUUGGCAGGACCAGGAGACCCUCCCAUGUACACAGCAGGAUUGAGAUUUUACCAGGUCAGGGAUACUGCGUAUCGGCUACCAGAAGCCGGCGAUUCUGCAGCUGCGGCGGAGGAGGACGACGAAGGUGCAGCGGAAGACUUCAACGGUGCUGUAGACGAUGGAAAUUUAACGGUUUCGCCGAAUGACGGCGAAAAAUCACGUUUUUAUCAGUUGACCGUGUACAAGGAUUCGGGCAGGAUACGGCUGAACGGUGGUGCCGCUCAAGUGUUGGUCCGUAACGUUCCGGCUACCAACGGCGUACUACAUGGAUUGGACGCACCACUAGUCUGACGACCUCUCGAAGAAUAAUGAUAGAAUAUUGUGAAAAUUAUGAUUUUCCGAAGACAACGGCUGUAGUGCAGGACACCUGCACGCAACGACGGUAGCCGCUAUCGCGUGCCCGUUUUUUAUUUAUUAAUUAUUAUUAUUUUAUAAUUUAUGUUUUAUAUAUAUACUUUUUUUACGUUUUCCGUUUUGUAUACACUAUUGCAGUAGGCUUCCUACACACUAUUACUGUAAUUUUUUUCAAGUGUAUUUCGUAUUAUACACAUUUUAAUAAUAUUUGAUAUUAAUGUAAUAUACACGCACUCGCCACAUGACGAGUGUCCAUGAAAUUAUUA
Molecule: messenger RNA, 4289 nt
Organism: Myzus persicae (green peach aphid)
Lineage: Eukaryota; Metazoa; Arthropoda; Insecta; Hemiptera; Aphididae
Exons: 7
Coding region: 280-3960 (1226 amino acids)
Biological process (GO): extracellular matrix organization; cell adhesion
Cellular component (GO): extracellular matrix
Molecular function (GO): cell adhesion molecule binding
Source: RefSeq, a predicted model, not a curated record